AGUUUACUUUUAUGUAUCUUUGGAGCAUUUUCUUUCCUUCACACUCUAGCACUGUAAAUAAACAUUGCUUUACAACCCACCAUCUCACAGCAAAGUAACACCAACUUUUGUGUGUGAACCUAGAACUUGCCUUAUAGUCAGCCAGGGAGACACACUAUAUCACAUUUGGUGUCAUAAGUGCAAUGGCUAAUCGCAAGUCUGUGACAAGAAGCAGUGUACCCACCAAGAUAAUGUCCUUGCCCCGGACCAAAGUGGUCAUCAAGGAUAAUGUUGCUCACGACUCUAUGGAGGAGAAGAGAGAGGAGGAUCUGACAUUGACUCGACCUAAGUCUCCAUCAUCUCAUGCUAGACCUGUCUCUUUUGCUACAGCCUCUGGAGAGGAGAUUGUUGCUAUGUUGCAUGAGUUCCUGGACACACAAAAGCAGCAAGAAGAACGUUAUCUGUUAGCACUAGAGGGUCUGCGAGAUGCUAUGCUGGAAGCUGUCCGCCCAGCUAAGGCAGUAACGGACAUUGACAGUCCAGCAAUGGCGCUUCAAACGCCAACUAAGCACAGAAGAAAGGCUUACCACCCAAACCAAGAGGCUUCCACCUCCAUUGGGUCCAAGAGUCAGCCAAUGCCACAAAUGAAGCCAAAGUUGCCAAUUUUUCAGCAGGGGGAAGACAUUCAGAAAUUCCUGCAUCGAUUUGAGCAUUUUGCCAGAACCUGGAAGUGGCCAGAGAAUGAGUGGAGCUGUAGACUUGUACCUCUGUUAACAGGGCAAGCACUGGAUGCCUACCUGGCCAUGGAGGAGGACAGGGCAGAGGUAUACGAUGACCUCAAGGAGGCUCUGUUGGAAAAGUUAAAUAUUACCACAGAGAACUACCGCCAGCAGUUCCGUGCAACCACUACCCCAAUUGGAGAGUCCCCAACAGAAACAUAUAACCGGCUGAGGGAUUUAUACCAGUGUUGGGUGAGACCUGAGCUGCACACCAAGAAGGAAAUCGGUGAGACUCUAGUCCUGGAGCAGUUACUAUGUGUGCUUCCUCACAAGAUCCAGGUAUGGGUGAAGGAACUGGAGCCGAAAACUGGACUAGCUGCUGCCAAACUUGCCCAGCAGUACAUGGAACUCCAUGGAAGUCAGUUCUCUCAACCAGUUUCCGAGAUUACAGAAGAAGAGCUGCUUUGUGUCAGUAUGAAUGACUUGGCUGUUCCUCAGAAGAGAGAUGAAGGCUGGUAUCUGUCCUUAAUGGCACCUAACACAAAGGGCCCAGAGUAUGCAUGGCUUGAUCCUUCUAGACUUUACUGCAACUCCCAGGCCUUAUCAGACUGUGUGAAAGAUCUUCUCAAACCAUUCCAAAAUGACAUAAUUGACCUGGUGGUUGGAAUAGACGCAAUGGGCUUUAUCCUCGGUUCAGCAGUGGCCAUCGUUCUAGGAAAAGGCUUUCUGGCCUUCCGAAAAGCAGGACAUCUGUGUGUAGAAACUCAAACACAGGAUUAUUGUGACUACACUGGCAAAGAAAAGCUAAUGGAAGUUCGAGUUGAUGUGUUAAAACCAGGCCUACGUGUUCUUAUAGUGGACCAAUGGAUUGAGACUGGAGGCACAAUGAAAGCUGCCAUCAAGCUGGUAGAAAGACAGGGAGCAUCUGUUGUAGGUGUUGCUGCCGUGGCCAUUGAGAACAGCAAGGGUGGAAAGUGGAUAAAGGAAAACUACAAGUACUCGCAUUGCAUCCCUAAAAAACUUCAGCCUCAAAUAGAUAACCAUUAUCUGGAAUCUUUCAAGAACUUCAACAGUUAAACACUUCACAGGGUCACUAUAAGGAUAUUAAUAAUAGAAGAAAACAGAUCUGUGCAUUGAUCUGACAUAUCACAUGUAUGCUCUGUUUUGGGGUUUUCUAGUAUACCUUAACAUGAGUGCACCCUUAAUAGACUGAAAGAGAAAAUAAUGUCAAAUAAAAUGAAUUUAAAAUAAUUCUUCUUACUCAAAAGUUUACUUGCAACAAAGUUUUUUCUUCAACUAAGAACAUGGAAAAUUUUAUAUUAUAGGAAUAUUAAAAUAGUAUAAUGUAGUAGUGUAAUAGUAAUAGUAGUGCUCUAUAGCUUAAAAAAAUCUUCAACAGUCCAGAGAAAAAGUUACAGGACAUUUUAAUUGAACUGAUUUAAGAACAUUGUACACUAAAUUGUAAUCUAAAUUUCCCCUUUGGGAUUAAUGAAGUAUAUUAAAUAUACAAUAUUUAAACACAAACCUGUAAAAUAUAAUGUUGCACAAAAAAGCAAACUAUAGAUUGUUUGCACAUUACUGUGUAAAACACUUAUAAAACUCCUGUUUAAAUGUGUAGAAAUGUGUAUUAAUUUUCUUAGUGUAAUUACUUUUUUUUUUAUUCCAAAUGCUUUCAUUUUAAAAUACGACUAUUACUUUAUUGUACAAUUCAGUAUGAUGUUAAUACACUGUUUAAUGUAAACUUAAUAAAUAAAUUGACACUGUUUUAUUUUCGUCCUUGUACCAAGAUUAUGCAUAAACAUCUCACACAGAAAGGAAGGCAGAACAAUUUUUGUGCAUAGAUUUGUAAAAUGUCUAAAAAGAGGAAAAAAUACUUACAAGGAAUGUAUAAUUCACUGUCUGUUAAUUUGUUAAAUAAAAGUUCAUUCUGAGUACACAUUAAA
This is a messenger RNA of Silurus meridionalis, 2641 nucleotides long. RefSeq lists its product as uncharacterized. The transcript is spliced from 6 exons. Lineage: Eukaryota; Metazoa; Chordata; Actinopteri; Siluriformes; Siluridae. The record is from RefSeq and is a predicted model, not a curated record. Bases 183 to 1775 code for a protein of 530 amino acids. Gene Ontology annotation, molecular function: adenine phosphoribosyltransferase activity.